AUGUCUAGUGGCGGUGCGAGUCCGACGACGCAGAAUUCGGCACAGAGUGUGGCCAGUGUUUCUAGUGCUUCGGCUGCUUAUGUGGCAGCUGUGGAUGCGACGUCGGCGGGUGCUACAGAGGGUAACACGGCAUCAGCUCAGGCUGGGACCGCGAGCAGUUCGAAGGGCGGUGCUGCACGUCCUACUGGAGCUGUUGCUGCUAGAUUGGCUGGUGUGGUUGGGUUAUUGGGAGUGGCUGCUGCUCUGUAA
Molecule: messenger RNA, 249 nt
Organism: Letharia columbiana
Lineage: Eukaryota; Fungi; Ascomycota; Lecanoromycetes; Lecanorales; Parmeliaceae
Exons: 1
Coding region: 1-249 (82 amino acids)
Source: RefSeq, a predicted model, not a curated record